Messenger RNA from Dendrobium catenatum, 1861 nucleotides. RefSeq names its product pentatricopeptide repeat-containing protein At5g66631. Gene Ontology annotation, molecular function: protein binding. The annotation marks the transcript as partial. The transcript has a single exon. The record is from RefSeq and is a predicted model, not a curated record. NCBI's taxonomy places the organism in Eukaryota, Viridiplantae, Streptophyta, Magnoliopsida, Asparagales, Orchidaceae.
AACCGCCUCCACUCCCACGACCCAUCCUCCCCUUUCCCCCUCCCUUCCUCCCCACUCCUCGACUCCUUCGUCGCCGCUCGCGCCCUUCGCUCCGCUUCUUCGCCAGAAUCUGCCCUUUCACUCUUCCGCUCCCUGCUCUCCCUACCCUCCUUCUCUCCUUUUCCUCACCCGUCCCUCCUUCACUCGCUCUCCCGCCGCCUCCCCAACCUCCUAUUCAUCCUCCCCGACCUCCGUCUCUCGCCCCUUCACCGCCUUCGCCUCCUCGCCGCAGCUGGCGAUCUCUCGUCCGCCCUCGAAACCUUCUCCUCUCUCCGCUCCGAUCCUAAUUCCCGCCGCAGGCAUCAUCGGACCCACCCAUGCACCGAAUCCUACAACCUCAUCAUUGGCCUCCACGCCUCCGCCGGCGCCCACUCGUCCGCCGUCUCCACCUUCUCCCAAAUGCUUGCAGACGGCGCUAUCCCCAACUCGCGAACAUACACCGUCAUCAUCGAUCAUUUAGUACGAGCUAACAAUACAGAUGCCGCCGUGGAGGUCUUCCACCUCCUUCCGUCGAUGCGCGUUCGUCGCACCUGUAAGCAGUAUAACGUUCUCGCCGAAGCCUUCUCCUCCUCUGGCCAAUUCGACCGCCUAUUGAAACUUGUCAAAGAGAUGAACUCCGAUGGCGUCCUCCCAGGCCGCCAAAUGCUUGCCGCCAUUGCUAAGCUUCGCGCCGCUGGAUAUGUUAACCAGACAGAGGAGUUUGUCGGAGAACUGUCCCCAGAUCAAAGAAUUGGUUACGCCUUGGAUUGUGCUAAAGAAGAAGACCACGAAGAGGAAACAGAAGAAGAGGAAGAUGAUGAGCGUGUUAAGCUAAAGCCAUGGAUUGAUCCCGCCGCCCUCGCAAGAGCUCUAGAGGGCUGGGAUCCAGGCGACGUCUCUCUCCUGCAGGCCGCUGGCUUCAUCUGGUCCACUCGGCUCGUCUGCAAGCUGCUGAGAUCGUUCCGCACGGCGAAAACGGCGUGGGAGUUUUUCUGUUGGGUCGCUUACCAGCCCGGCGGAUUCGCUCACGACCGCCAUACUGUUUCCCGGAUGAUCUCCAUCCUCGCCCGCGAUGGCCACGUCGAACUCGUCGACCGCCUCCUUACCAAGCUCCAAUCGGAGGGUAUCCUCCUCCCUUUCGCCACCGUCCGUCUCCUCAUCGACUUCUACGGUCUUUCGAAAAACGCCAACGCCGCCAUCAGAAUCUACCGCAGUGCCGCCUCCAUCUGCGGCCCUCUUUCACGUCUCAACCUCAUGCUCCUAAGCUCAUCUCUGCUCCGCACCGUCGUCAAGUCAGGGAAAGGUCACGACGCCUUGGCUCUACUGGAGGAGAUGAUGAUGGAAGGCAUUCUUCUCGACAUCCAGACGUUUUCGGGCUUGAUGGAAUAUUUUGCAGGUGAAGGCGAUCUGAAGAGCGUACACAGGCUGUUUGGGACGGCGAAGCAGUGUGGGCUGAAGCCAGAUGCGUUUAUGUAUCAGGUGCUGAUCAGGGCUUACUGCAAACACGAGAGGGCGGUGCUUGCGUUGAGGGUGUUCGACGAAAUGCUUAGUUCGGGAUUGCUGCUCAGUCAAGGGACGAAGGGGAUUCUGGUGAAGAGCUUGUGGAAGGAGGGAAAGCUGCGGGAGGCAGCGAUGGUGGAGGAGAAAUGCGAGGAGAUCGGUGAGCUGCCGGCGGCGCAGCCGGGCCAUGUCUGGACUGUGAGUGCUGCUGAUUUUGAUCGAGUGCGAGCUAUUUAUUCUGGCGGGUUUGGAAAUAGCGGGGGUGUAGUAGCCUAGUAGGUUUCUUCUUCAAGGGGAUUUACAUUUGACAAGUAAAUGCUUUUAAUUUUAAUUUUUUUAUUCA